Molecule: messenger RNA, 4338 nt
Organism: Xyrauchen texanus (razorback sucker)
Lineage: Eukaryota; Metazoa; Chordata; Actinopteri; Cypriniformes; Catostomidae
Gene: nectin3b
Product: nectin cell adhesion molecule 3b
Exons: 6
Coding region: 28-1755 (575 amino acids)
Biological process (GO): homophilic cell-cell adhesion; heterophilic cell-cell adhesion; symbiont entry into host cell
Cellular component (GO): adherens junction; apical junction complex
Source: RefSeq, a predicted model, not a curated record
GAAGGAAAAGAGAGGACUGGUGGCGAUAUGGCGCUGACAGUGACUGCCCAUUAUCUCAGGAAUAAACCAAGUCACCCGGGGCUGAACGUUAGUCUCCUAUUCAUGCUGACUUUCGUGUCAGGGGUGGUAUAUGGCAGUCAAGUGGUUGUCCCCCCUAAGAUAAAUGCAGUGCUGGGCAAGAACGUCACCCUCAGCUGUACGGUGCAGGUGGACACAAACCUCAGCCUGACCCAGAGCUCCUGGGAGAGGAAGCUGCCCACUGGCUGGGUGACGCUGGCUGUGUAUAACCCCAUGUUUGGCAUCUCCAUCCCUCCCGAAUACGUGCGACGCCUGUCCUUCCGCUCGCCCUCUGCACACGAUGCCACCAUCGUGCUGGAAGAUGUGGGUUUCGCUGACAUAGGCAUGUACACCUGCAAGGUGGCCACCUUUCCGCUUGGUAACACGCAAGCCUCCACCACCAUCAGUGUGCUAGUGGAACCGAAGGUGUACGUCUCGGCUGGAUCUGCCGCUUUGAUCGACGGUGGAAAUGAAACCACAGUGGCCACCUGCAUUGCAGAGAGGGCACGGCCUCCUGCCGACGUCUCCUGGGAGACAAAUCUGUAUGGUACAUCCGAGGCCCACAUGCAGGACGAUGCCAACGGCACAACUAUGACUCAGGUGCACUACACCUGGAAGCCCAACCGUCACGCCCAGGGUCACACGUUAACAUGCGUGGUUAAACACCCCGCCCUGCAGAGUGACUUCAGGAUCCCCUACAUCAUCAAUGUGCAAUUUGCUCCAGACAUCCUGGUGCUGGGCUAUGACGGCGACUGGUAUGUGGGCAGGAAGAAUGUACAACUGAAGUGUCGAGCCAAAGCCAACCCGCCUGCCCAACACUUCAGAUGGAUCAGGUUGGAUGGAGAGAUGCCAGAUGGAGCAGAGGUGCUGAAUAACUCUUUGGUGUUUAUGAGGCCCCUGCAGAAGAAUGACUCUGGGGUUUAUAGGUGUGAGGUGGCAAACGACAUUGGACAACGCAGUCGGGACAUUAGUAUACGUGUUCAGGAUCCUCCCUCCACCACCACCAUGCCCCCCACCACCCCUGUACGUGUCCUAACCACCGACAUCUCUGCCACUGUGCCUGGCAAUAAGCAGCGAGCACUCAUCACCUCUCCAACCCUGGCACCUUUGCCUGAGGGGAGCCUGGGCACCAUUGUUGGCGGGGCAGUGGGCGGAGCCCUCUUCCUCCUGUUGCUGCUUGUUCUGGGUGGGUUUUAUUAUCAGCGUCAGCGUCGGACGUUCCGUGGUGAUUAUUAUACGAAGCAGUACCACGGUCCGUCUGACAUGCAGAAGGCUCCUCAACCCCAUGAGCUUCAGCAAGUCUACAGCAAAGGUAGCCCUGACACCAAGCUCAAAUCCAACCAGGAUAAUGGCAUAAUUUACCCGGACAAGGACAGAGAAGAGUGGGGUGACUUCGACCGAGAGCGAUCUCCCAACGGUCGCAGCAGAGUUCUAAGAGAAGCAGGUGCUCACCUCAGCCACCAAAAUCAUCACAACCAUGAGCAUUUAUACCACAGCAACAAUCACCCCAGUCAUCCUCAGGGUUUCAGUCCAGCCCAUCAUAACCCGAGGAGCUCAAUGCAGCCGGAGCCCCGUAGGUAUGCAGCUCCACAAGUCAUGAGCAAUGGCUCCCCCUACCUGCCAGAGGACUGCUACGACAACGAAUAUGUGUCGCACACAGAUGGUUCCAUGAUUUCCCGCAGGGAGUGGUAUGUCUAACAAGAAAAAAAGCAGGAAAAGACUGCGAAGACAUUAAGAAAUGCUUCAGACUGCAAAAUAAGGAUGAAAAAAUGUUAAGAAAAUUUGUAGGAAAUGUACUCUUGCACCUUUUUCGAGUAAUUUACACCAACCGUAAUUUGUGUGUUUGGGUUUAGUUGUACAUUUAGCCUAAUUAUUUGUAUAACUGUUCAAAGUUAACUGGGUUAAAGGAUGUUUUGGGACCAAGAGACAAUAUCAUUUCUUCAUUUGCUAGAAAGAAGAUGGUCAAUCAACAAGGCAUCUGCUUUAAUACUGUACCAGUGCGAUUUUCAGUUGGGUUGUCUUGUCAAAUCAAUAGCCAAUCUCUUCCUUUUGCUUUGCAUAGUAAAGGUGUACUGUAUGUUUAAAAAGUAGCAAUUAAAAAAAGAAAAUGGUUAUUUGAACAAAUUAAAGGUAUUCAUAUAACCUGGUGAUAAGUAUUUCAGAUCAGAACUGAGUUUUUGUGAGUCAUGCAAACUUUCAGUAAUGCUGUCAUUGGAGGCAGAAAUUAGCUCCUGUCAACAGCCUGGCUGUUUCCAUGGCAACAAUUAAUUAUUCUGGCAUUCAGAGUUGGAGUGCUGUAGGGCGGAGCUAGACAGGGAGGACAGUGCUGGAUUUGAUAAAGCCCAAUGGGAGUGAGAAAGACAGGCAGGAUCAUUGCUGGAAAGAGACUGCUAUAAUUGCAUCAAUUCAGCUUCCAUUUGCAUACAAUUAUGUCACUGUAUUAGGUUUUGGUUGCUUUUGUUCCAUCAGAAUUGACCUGUGUGUGCAAGUCUGGAUCUCGUUGAAAAAUUAUUUUGAUACUUUCACAUCCCAAAAUACUGCCUUUGUUUUCCAGAUUACAGUAUGUAUAGCAUUCUUGGAACAGUUGUCCUGUAUUAAUGUAACUGUCUGGCUUGGCUUUGUCACACCACCACUGCCCAAUUUUAAAGUGUUAGUUUACCUAAAAAUGACCAUGUGGUUUCAAACCCAUAUGAAGUUUUUUUCCAUAGGUGUGCAAAAGUAAUUGUUUGGUAGGAGGUUAUGUACCAACAGCCUCAGUCAUUCAUUGCAUAAUUUCCAUUCAAUGGAAGUGAAAGGUUACUGAAGUUAUUAUUCUCUAACAUAAUGCCUAACAUGACCUUUUGCAUUCCAGGGAAGGAAAAAAAAAUCAUAUGGGUUUAGAACAUUAGGGUGUGUAAAUGAUGACAAUUUUUAUUUUUGGAUGCACCAUCCCUUUUAGACCCUCCAACUGCAUUUAGCAGCUGUUGAUCGGUCUAUUCGCCUGGCAUGCAUUAUGUCAAGCAUCAAGUUCUGUGCCUGUGGCCUGUAUUUCUGUGUGUAUAUGUGAGUUUCUGUGUCUAUGCAGAUCGCAUAUAAAUGCAAUUAGCUGGUGUUUGUCAAUGGUGUUUUGAUGAAUUGGCAUAUUGCCUGUUCAAAAGCAAUGCCAUCUGACCUGGCCUCAGAUUUCACACACUUUGACAAUUUAAUGCAGAGGACGUUAGGCUAACACAGCUUGUUAUCAGUCAUUAAAGGGUUACUUCACCCCAAAAUGACAAUUUUGUCUGCAUUUCAUCACCCUCUUGUUGUUCCAAACCCAUACAGAUUUGACCACUUUUUUCACCUUUUAUUUUAUGGGAAUUUGUUUGUCAGUCUCUAAACUUCUGCCUAUUUUUGUGUUCCAUGAAAGAAAGAACAUAAUACAGGUUUAGAACAACAUCCGUAUGGUUAAAAAAUGGCAAAAUCUUCAUUUUGGGUGAACUAUCCCUUUUAAGUUCUUGACUUCUUAAGUUGAGUGUUGGCUGGAUAUGGUUGGAUUAAGAAAAAUGUAUCUGGAUAAUGAUGAUGAUGAUAUUGUAGUGCCUUAAACUGAUUAUGUGCCCAGUAAUCUUUACAAUGAGCAUUCAUAAGUUAUGAAUAAGUAUCAUUUUCAGAAGAAUGCAAGUAGUUCUGAGGCACAAAAUAGUCUGGAUGUAGGAACUGAGAACUUGUUGUCUCUAUCUCUCUCUCCAUCCUUUUUGCCUUCAUUAGUUUAGAAAGUCUUAUGUCGUCGUUUGUAUGAUUUGCCUUUUUUUUUUUUUUUUUUUUCCUGGUCUCAGACAAUGACAUUGUUUUGCUCACAUAAUGACAUGUGACACUUCAGUCACCAUGCACAUAAAAUAGUUAUAAUAAAGUUAUGAGUAAAGUUAUUAAAAAAUAUCUAAGUGUACAUGUUUGGACAAUGUAGAAGUCAAUAUAACAAGGUUACUAUGUGUGUAUAUAUACUGUAUGUUAGCAGUUGGGAGAGCCUUGUUUUUGUUUGUAUUUUUGCAAAUUUGUUUACAUUUAUUAUUCCUAUCAUAAGCCUGAGAUUUGUCUGUGGAAUGCACUAUUGGAGAACGGAUUGUGAAGAGAGACUAGGUUUCUUUGCUUCACUUUUUUAAUUUUUUUUGCUUCUCCAAAUAAUCUUUCACUUUUUUUUUUUUUUUGUACAAAAGAACUACUGGAGAGGGAAAAAAAAACAAUAAUAGCAAAGAAAUGUAUUUGCAAUGUAUAGAUGAGCAUUAUUUUGUAAAAUCAACCUUUGGGAUACAUGUGUUUUGAAAU